AAUGCGGAGGAACGACAGCGUUUAAUUUAUCAAUCAGUCUAUACAUUCAACGGUUGUGAUUUAUCUAUCCGAUAACCAGAAUCUACGGUGGUGUUUUAGCAAUAUUCCAAAUAGUUCGCCUCUCAACAAAAAGACAAAUAUACCCCUAAUUUAAAUCGAAAUUUUCAGACCACUUGCGAUCAACGAGGAAUCAUUACUUUGUUGCAAUCAACGAGGCAUUACUUUGUUCAACAAUGGCACCAAGCAAGAUGGGAACCCAGACCCUUAUCUCUACAAAGCUUCCACAGAAUUCUACCCCAAGUUGCAAGUGUGGUAGCUAACUUUCCAUUCUUUCUCUUUCUCUUACAGUAUAUAUAUAUAUAUAUAUAUAUAUAUAUAUAUAUAUAUAUAUAUAUAUAUAUAUGUAUUUCUGUUCUUUUCGUUUUGUUUUGUAUUACGUUUCCCUUCUCCUCAUAUAAGACAAUUAAUGCUAAAAAACACCCGUACUUGACACAUAUUGAAGAUCCAAAAUGGGUUUUCCGUUAGUGGGUUCUCGUGCUUCUCAUUUUUUGGCGAGGAAUUUUGAUGACAAGAGUAAAAAGUUUCCAUCUUUCAAUGAAAUUGAAAGGUUUAGUGUUAGUAUCAGGUGUUCAAAGUUUAAGCCCUACCCAAGGAGAAUUUCGCUGAGUAAGAGUGAAUUGAUUGGCUGUGAUGAGAGAACAAGCCCAAACGAGAUCAGAAAAGAGAUAGAACGAUGCUAUGAACUCAUAGAGAGACUUGGAAGGGGAGUUGUCUAUCUGGGUUCUUCAAGAAUGGGACCAGAUCAUCCACAUUACUGGAAAGCAUGGGAGUUGGGUAGAGAGGUUGCUAAGCUUUUGGACUGUACUUCAUGGACGGGAGCUGGUCCAGGCCUAAUGGAUGCUUCUAUUAAAGGUGCCCUGGAAGCGGGAAAACCUGUUGGUGGAUUUAAGAUAGCAAAAGAAGCUGGUGAAUGGACAGCCUCAAAUUUUCAUCCUCACCUACCAUCGGAAACUUAUCUUACAUGCAGGUUUUUCUCUGCGAGAAAGCAUGGGUUAGUGGAUGCUGCAGUUAGGAACUGUAGUUCUGAGAGGACUGCAGUAGUUGCUCUCCCUGGUGGAAUCGGAACUCUAGAUGAGAUCUUCGAGAUUUUAGCCCUGAUGCAGCUAGAAAGGAUUGGAUCAGAGCUUCCAGUCCCUUUUAUUGUGAUGAAUUAUGACUCAUUCUACCAGAAGCUCUUAGACUUCAUUCAAAACUGUGAGGAUUGGGGUACUGUCUCCAGAGGUAAGGUUACAUCACUGUGGAAGAUAUGCAACAAUAACUCGGAAGCAUUGGCCUACUUGACAGAUUUCUACAAUCGCCAUUCUUCUAGCUAGUGAUGAAAGCAAGCAAGAUAAGAAGCUUACAAGUGCUCAUUGAAUAAUUUUGUUAUAAAGUUCAAAAAGAAUUUAAUUGUCAUAAUUUUUAUUUUUAAAUAUUAUGUGCAAAAUAAUGAAAUAAAACUGAAAUGUUGUACUCCCUGACUCGUUAUAGAAUUGAGAAUGCAUGUCUUGCAAUAAUUUAGAAAAUGAAGGUUCAGAUGCUUUAAUUUGCAAA
Hevea brasiliensis (rubber tree) is the source of this 1593-nucleotide messenger RNA. RefSeq names its product probable cytokinin riboside 5'-monophosphate phosphoribohydrolase LOGL10. Lineage: Eukaryota; Viridiplantae; Streptophyta; Magnoliopsida; Malpighiales; Euphorbiaceae. The record is from RefSeq and is a predicted model, not a curated record. Bases 510 to 1373 code for a protein of 287 amino acids. The transcript has 4 exons.